Molecule: messenger RNA, 2112 nt
Organism: Echinococcus granulosus
Lineage: Eukaryota; Metazoa; Platyhelminthes; Cestoda; Cyclophyllidea; Taeniidae
Product: Rho GTPase-activating protein
Exons: 12
Coding region: 1-2112 (703 amino acids)
Biological process (GO): regulation of actin cytoskeleton organization; regulation of Rac protein signal transduction; positive regulation of GTPase activity
Cellular component (GO): intracellular anatomical structure
Molecular function (GO): GTPase activator activity
Source: RefSeq, a predicted model, not a curated record
AUGGAAAGGCUAAGGAAAGCCUUUUUGGGGACUAACAGAUCAUCUGAACUUGACUCUGCUCUACCGUUAUAUUGCACUACAAUCCUUGCUAGUGUAGAGGAGGUUCGACCGCACAUCCAUGAUUAUCGGAAACAGCUGGAGAAAAACACCACACUAUUUUCGACGUCCUGGGGGAAACUUGAUUCACGAAAUAUAUGCAAGAGUUGUCCGUUUUGGAUAUUAAUGAAGACGCAGGAGGAGUUGGUUGGUGCACAACACAAGUUCAUGGAUGGGAGCGUUAAGCAGCUCAUUGCGAAUCUCAGAAGUUGGGAGGAAGAGUGUUCUCAAGUGCUGAAAGUGAAGACGGAUCUGCAGAAGGCUUUGAUAGACCUGAAUAGGGUGAAAGAGAAACAGCGUCCAGGAAGGGAAAACGAAAGUGCGCAAAGCCUCAUUAGUUACGCCGAAUCCAUUUACACUAAUCAUAGGGUAACUCUACUUAACGAGCUCUCUCGCUAUGUUCAAUCGGAAGCGAACUACCAGGAGAAGGUUAAGAAGUUUCUAGGAGAACAAGUAAGCUUUCUGGACACUUGCAAGGAAAAAGUAGAUAGGCUGUGGAAGAGCAUCGGAUCCACUUCAGCUUUUGCGGGAGAGGCUCCAUCAAGAAGCUACUUCGGCUCACGUCUGCAGGAACAUCUGGACGAAGAAGGCUUCUCAGUGGUGUUGAAAAAGUGUCUUUCCUACCUAAUGAAGAGCGAGGCGUACACGAGGGAGGGCAUCUUCCGCCUUGCAGGUCAAGUCACUUAUAUUCAACUUCUUCGAACUGCUAUUGACAUGAACAAAGUAGACGAUAGCCUUCUUGAUCUCUGUGGAGUCUACGUGGUGGCAGACGUGAUGAAACAGUACCUGCGGGAGCUUCCCAAACCCCUCCUAAGCUGUGCAUUUGUAGAAAAUUUUUCAGGCAAAAAAUUGUCUUCCAGCGAAAUAAUUUCAUUGAUGAAAGCGCACCUACCGGAAGCGAAUUGGAAGAACUUCUUACUCCUUCUCCACUUUCUCCUGAAGGUGUGUCAAAACGAGGCCACCUCAAAGAUGUCAGCCGAUAACCUGGCUCUCACACUUUGGAUAAAUCUUUGUCCUAAAACCUCUAUAUCAGAAGGUGCAAACAUUGUCAAAUAUCUCUUGACGCACGCUGAAGACCUUGUUACUCAAGAAGGCAUCCUUAAUAUCCUCGAAUCUCUGCCCAAUGCGACAAUAGUAACAGCCCCUCUCAAGGCCAUUCAAACCGCUCACAGGGGGCAAAAACUAGAGCGGAGUUGCCCUCAACGCCCAGAUCUUCCAGAGGUAUCACUGAGGUCAAGGCUUCCGCCACAGCCACCAACAUCUAAUGCACCGAAUUAUAGUCCCCAGGCAUCUGUAAACGAAACCAGAAACCCUUCAGUCACCAACAAGCAGUCCGGCUCUGUCGAAGGUGUGUCGUAUCAACAACACUACUCAUUAACUCUCAAUCCGGUGACUACCUUCGACAACAGCGAGUAUCGUCGUGCUAUUAGUGAAUCAAAAACAAACACGGAGAAGAGAGGAUCAAAAACAUCGUCACUACUACCACCGACCCCAACCUCACCUUUGCCAUCGAGUGGCACUUUCGUCGGGCAUGAGCGCCCAGUGGCGUUAGAAUCUGGCACAGAGUUGCCACGACGUGAAGGCACGCCAUCACAACCAAAGGAAAAGGGGGAAGAGAAAGAGGACGAAAGUAGUGAUGAAUCCGAGAAAACAACUUCUUCCGAGAACUCGACAAGCACUGAAACCUCCACAACAGAUUCGUCAACAGAGGUUGUGAGUAAGCACAAUCGCGAACGAAAAAAUAGGAAUGGUGUGGAUGAGUCAAAGAAGAAGAAAGAGGAGCUGGGGGAAGCAGGAUCUGGAGAACCGUUGCCCAAAGAGCACUCGAAGACGAAGGGCGGUGAAAAAAAAGGAGGGAAGUGUUAUGUGAAAAUGCGGUCCGACGGAACUAGUGCGCAGAAAAAGUCCAGCUCCUCGGAUGAGCCUGCCCAGUUUAUUACGAGGAAACAGGAAUUGAAUAUGAAGCAUGCUUCCUCCGGAAGUGGCCUUGAAUCGAAGGGGAAUAUCUCGGAUUAA